Nematolebias whitei (Rio pearlfish) is the source of this 872-nucleotide messenger RNA. RefSeq names its product GPI-linked NAD(P)(+)--arginine ADP-ribosyltransferase 1. The transcript has 4 exons. Lineage: Eukaryota; Metazoa; Chordata; Actinopteri; Cyprinodontiformes; Rivulidae. The record is from RefSeq and is a predicted model, not a curated record. Gene Ontology annotation, molecular function: NAD+-protein-arginine ADP-ribosyltransferase activity; NAD+ poly-ADP-ribosyltransferase activity. The coding region runs from base 45 to 872 and encodes 275 amino acids.
UUAUUCUCCUCCCUAAAGCAGUUUGUGGAAGAAGACGUCUCAGGAUGUUUGAUAGAGGGAAACUGCUCCUCGCUGCCAUCAUCUACAUGGUCCACAGCCAAGUGGCCGGGGUUGGUGUGAAACCUCUGAGCAUGACCCUGAAUGUUGUGGAUGAUCUGUAUGGUGCAUGCCAUGAAGAAGCCAUGAAGAAGUUCAUCCCUGACCUGUUGGAACAAGAACUCAACUCGUCUAAGGGCUUCCAGAAAGUGUGGCGCUCGAACUCCCAGUGUCCUCUGAUCCCUGGAGGAACCAAAGACCACACCACUGCACUUUCAGUCCUCCACUUCGGAGACCCAGAGUUUCUCAAGGAGCUAAACCAGGCAGUGGAGACGAUGGGAGCAAACCUUUCCACCUACAAAGACAACUUCCAUUUCAAGUCCCUUCACUUCCUGCUUACAGAUUCCAUGAGGCUGCUGAACCCGAAUAAAACCUGCAGAACCGUCUUCGCUUUCCUGGAGGAAGAAGAAGACAAGCCUUUGGUGGGCACCAGAGUGAGGUUUUCAGGUUUCACUGUGGUCCACUCGGACUUUGACAGCCUUGGAGAUGUGGAUGGAGAAACCAUUUUACGUAUAAAAUCUUGUUUCUACGUCAAUCUGGACGACCACAUCUGUGAGAAAAACAUCUUGAAAACCCUCAUAUCUCCAGCUGAAGUCUUCACGGUGGAGGACUCACACAAACUUAAUCAAGGCGAGUACACUGAGGUGAUUUUAACCCACCAGGGCCUGAACAGCACCCACGACUGCUACAUGUUCCCAAGGUCUGCAGCGGUCAGCUCCACCCGAUCAGUGGCUCCUCUGCUUGUGGCCUCGCUUCUUUGUGGCUGGAGCAUUUGA